Messenger RNA from Mycena indigotica, 708 nucleotides. RefSeq lists its product as uncharacterized. The record is from RefSeq and is a predicted model, not a curated record. Bases 19 to 708 code for a protein of 229 amino acids. The transcript is spliced from 2 exons. NCBI's taxonomy places the organism in Eukaryota, Fungi, Basidiomycota, Agaricomycetes, Agaricales, Mycenaceae.
UCUUCCUUCCCUUCCACCAUGACGAACUGGGCCAUCUUCCUGACCGCAGCGCAGGCACCACCCAAGACACUCAACCGCGCACUCCUAUACAUGCACGACUUCGAGAACUCCCCGUUUCCGCCAGACUACGGCUGGAUACUGCUCAGCUCCAAGACGCUGCCGUCCAAGGCGAAGGCGCGCCGGCCCACGCGGGUGCCCAUCACCCCGGCCAUAUCGGCGAGCGAGUUCGCGGGCAUGUCCCUUGCGCAAGUCAACGCGUUUGUGCGCGCAAACAGCACGGCGCUCGAGAAGAUCGACGUUUCGGUGGCGGACUGGGCCGUGCUCGACCAGAAGGGCCUGGAAACGUCCACAUGUCUUGUUUGUGAGCAGGUUUACGACGGGGGCGAAGAGGGAGCGGAUGAGGGGCGGAUGACGGACGAGUUCCGCGCAUGUCGCAUUCCGUAUGAAAAGGCGUGGGGCAUGAUUGCGAACCUGGACAUUUCCAACAUGGACUUCGAGGACUUUAUUGACCAAGACGCGGGGGAGCAAGAGGACGGGAGUUGGCUCUAUUCUUCUACUCCAGAAGAUGAUGAAAAUGAUGGUGGGGAUGGAGACGGGGGAGAUGCCCCAGGGGAUGAGGACAACCCGGGUGAUGAAGAGGAUGAGGGGACGGGAAUCAAAAGGGAGGCGAUAUACGAGAUGCUGAAGGCCGGGAACCAUGUCGAUUGA